GCGCGGUCUCGUUGUGUGUGCUCUCUCUGCUCUGCGCAGCGCCUGCGAGCGGGAGGGAGUCGGCGGUUCCAGCGUGUGCGGCUUCGGUAAUGAUGCACUAAACCUGCCUCCUCAUUCAUACUCUCACAACCCAAGCAAAAAUCCCAACCAACAACAUCUCCAUUGUGAUUAAUUCUCCCAAGUUUCAUCGUUGCUAUUGAACUCGGCUGUGGAAAAAAAAGGUUUAAUGAAAAAGAAAGACGAGAAGAAGCGCACGGCAACGUUACGACUGUUUUUAUUUUCAUCCCAUUCUGAAUGACGGGCGGACGGUUCGACUUCGACGAUGGAGGCACUUUCUGUGGCGGAUGGGAGGACGGGAAAGCCCACGGACACGGCAUCUGCACGGGACCCAAGGGUCAAGGCGAGUACGCCGGGUCCUGGUCCCACGGUUUUGAGAUAGUCGGGGUCUACACCUGGCCCAGCGGGAAUACGUACCAGGGCUACUGGUCGCAAGGCAAACGCCACGGGCUUGGUGUUGAGACCAAGGGGAAAUGGCUUUAUCGUGGGGAGUGGAGUCACGGGUUCAAGGGUCGCUAUGGAGUUCGGCAGAGCACCAAUACACCUGCUAGAUACGAUGGGACGUGGAGUAAUGGACUACAGGAUGGCUAUGGAGUCGAAACCUAUGGGGAUGGUGGCACUUAUCAAGGCCAGUGGAUGGGGGGCAUGAGGCAUGGCUACGGUGUACGACAGAGCGUGCCUUAUGGAAUGGCCACCAUCAUACGCUCUCCGCUUCGCACCUCUCUGGCCUCCCUAAGGAGUGUGCAAAGCAAUGGCGCCAUCCUGCAGGAUACGGUACCUGACACACCAGUUGGAAGCCGUGGUGGUUUCGUGCUGAAUUUUCACAGCGACACCGAAGUCGUCACCGGGAAGAAGAAGGGCCUGUUCCGCCGCGGGUCCCUCUUUGGCAGCCUCCGCCAGCUACGGAAAUCUGACUCCAAAACGUCCAUCUCUAGCAAACGGAGCUCGGCGCGUAGUGACGCCACCAUGAGCCGCAUCAGCUCCAGCGACGCCAACUCCACCAUUAGCUAUGGAGACGGAGAAGUGCCCGAUGAGUUCACGCCCAUGGAGGACCACGUGGAUGCCACCACCACCGAGUCCUACAUGGGCGAGUGGAAGAAUGACAAGCGCAAUGGAUUUGGAGUCAGUGAGCGAUCCAAUGGGCUAAAGUACGAAGGGGAAUGGUUGAACAACAAGAGGCAUGGAUACGGAUGCACAAUAUUCCCAGAUGGAACCAAAGAGGAGGGGAAGUAUAAAAAUAAUGUGUUGGUGCGUGGGAUAAGGAAGCAGCUUAUUCCUCUUAAAAACCAUAAAACUAAAGAGAAAGUGGACAGGGCCGUGGAGGGGGCUCGAAGGGCGGCAGCUAUCGCCAGGACGAAAGUGGAAAUAGCAGUUUCAAGGACGUCCCACGCAAGGACUAAGAGUGAAGCAGCAGACCAGGCCGCACUUGCAGGAUGUCAAGAAUCCGACUUAGCCAGAGCUGUGGCUUAUGAAUUAUCUCCAAGCUUCCAUCAACCAGGACUUGACUACAUCAAACAAAAGUUCAGUGAGCCGGUGGAGGAGAUUAAGGAGGAAGCACCUAAAGAGGAGGAGGAGGAGAAGGAGAAGUCUUCUACCAGCCCUUUCUAUCGCCACGGCACGACUCCAACCCACUCUCCUGUCCAGAGCCCAAACCCGUCACCUCCUCACUCUCCUCAGAAGAGCCAAGCACCCAACCCCAGUGCCAGCCGCAAGAUAAGCAAAGACAACAGCAGCGUAGCCCGAAAGAUAAGCAAGGACAGUAGUAGUGUAGCUCGCAAGAUAAGCAAAGAAGAGAGAGCCUCAAUUGUGGCAGAGAUCACCAAAGUAUCCGCCCCUCCUCUUGUACCGGCCAUCAAGUUACAGGAAGUGCCCCCACCGAAACCCCCCAAGGCCCUUAUGCCCCCGCCCAAACCUGCGAGCACAGGUAAUGGGCAGCUACAUGCUGCUUAUCACAGUUACUAUGUGAAGCCAAUGUCGAAGAUGCCUCCACCAGAAGAACCAGAAGAUGAAGAGCCUGAGAUGACACAGUCUAGCUUGGCCAGGAUGCCUCCGCCACCCAAACUAGUCAGGACACCCACUCCCAAACCAGAGCCCAAGAUCAGGAAACAAGAGUCCAUUAAACCAAAGAGCUUAGCUGAUACCAAGAAAGCCAGCAUAGAUAUGGCAGAUGAAACACUAGCGGAAGAAUCUGGUCCUAACUCAGUUUUGGUUGCAAUGGUUAUGCUUUUGAACAUUGGAUUGGCAAUCAUUUUUGUCCAUUUCCUGACAUGAAACACGACCAUUUAAGUGUUGGAUGGCAACCCACACAGUUGUGUCAAUGACCUUUCUGAAAUCCAAACGGCACCAGGCAGUCUCCAGAGAGCAGAGAGAGCUGAAGAAUCAACAUAUGGGAGUUUGAAAUCCAGAGCAUCAUCCUUGAAAAUGACAUGGUCUAAUGUCAUCCGGCUCUGCUAAACGAGGUGAAAAUAUUUCGGGGGGAAAAUUACCAUUAAAAUGGAAACAGAAGAAGAGAAUGCAGUGUGACGUGACUCAUAUCUGCUGAUGGAAAGCCUUAAUAUCAGCCACUUCAUAGGUCUCUGGCUUCUGGCAGAGACUUAACUGGAAAUGUUUGAUGAUGCACUUUUACAUGAUGGGCAGGAGCAGCUGCCUUACUCAUUUACCAUCUGACGUGUAACUGGGAGAUGUGCUCCGAGUGCCAGAGGAAUGCGUUCAGGGGACUUUGCUGCAGCGGGCGUCCGUUCCAGUGAGAGGAAACCGAACGCGUACGCCAGCGUCACUCGUCCCGUCUUACACCCUUUACUGACCCACUGCAGUUUCUUCUAGCAUCUCCUGCGUUCUUCUCGGAAGCUCCUUACUGUACUCAUCACGUUUCAGUUUUUGUUUUCAUGUACCUUUCUUUCUUUCCUUUAUGUUUGUUCACCUCAAUCAACACCGUGUUUGAAUUAUACGAAGCAAAAAAAUCACUACCAAUUUUUUUGUGUGUGCGAGUAUUGGUACUAUUUUAAAAAAAAUGGGAAAAUAUUAUAUUAUUUAUUAAAAAUGUGCAAUAUGAUUUAUUUUUACACUUACAGAGUUUAAUCUUUCACCAAUGAGGGACAUUGUAGUUCUGUCCCAUUUGUUCUGGUAUUCAAGAGACGGAAAAACAUGAACGGAUUUGAAAGGUUUCAAGUUUUGAUGCACUGAUAUGCGAUUUCCCGCUCUUUUUUUGAUCACGCCCAUUCUGAUCAUGGCAAAACCAAUGAAAAAGUCUUAUAAAGUGUGUUAUUUAUUGAAUUCUGGGAAUUGACUGUUUGUCAUGUUAUGUAAAUGAAGCCUAUGCCAUUGUGCACGCGAUGUUGUGGAAGAGUUGUCGUGCUUCAGAUGUCGGGUAUGACAUGUGACAGCAGGUGAGAUGUUUCGGAGAGAAAUAAAAAAGUCGUUGAGGGCUUGCUUGCAUGCUUGUGACCUUGGAUGCUUUGGAUAUCAAAAGUCAGGUAGUACCACAGUCGGGUGGCGCUAGAGGAAGUAGGACAUUGCCUUUAAGAGUCUUUAACAGUACUUCAGUUUACCUCAAACGAAAUAAAG
This is a messenger RNA of Rhinichthys klamathensis goyatoka, 3621 nucleotides long. It is a transcript of the gene jph1a, whose product is annotated as junctophilin 1a. Gene Ontology annotation, cellular component: junctional membrane complex; plasma membrane; sarcoplasmic reticulum. NCBI's taxonomy places the organism in Eukaryota, Metazoa, Chordata, Actinopteri, Cypriniformes, Leuciscidae. Bases 295 to 2328 code for a protein of 677 amino acids. The transcript is spliced from 6 exons. The record is from RefSeq and is a predicted model, not a curated record.